AAUCAUGCUUUAUAUAUAAAAUGAAAUAUUCCCAUAAGUGUUACCUUAGCUAGUGCUUGUUAUCCCCAUUUACUUCUCCAAUAUCUUCCUUUGGUUUCACUCAAAGAACACAACCUUAGUCUAAAAACAAGUCCACACCAUCAGUCGAACUACUGAACUUAAUCAUUUGCUGUCAUUUACUCUUCAGUUUUCUGUUCAGUUUUCUGUUGAGGUCCGUCCUACCUACCCUAAAUACUCGUCUCAACCGAAAUUCCAAAACAAUGGAUCAAUUGAAACCACAACAACCGGUUCAAGCAUAUCCUAACAAUCCAAACAAUUCCCCUGACCAAGCAAACAAUAUCCCACUAACUCAAUCUUCUUCUCCUAAUGCAUCAAAUGGUUCAUUUGUGAGUGUUUUUGUUGUCCUGGCUAUAGUGUUUGUCGUAUCCGUUAUUGCUUGUGUUGUGGGACGCCUAUGCAGCAAGAAAAGCAAUGGUCCUAAGGCGAAGAAAGGUCAGGGUCAACCACAAAAACAAAAAGAAGGAAAGCAUAAUAAGCACAAUGAGUUUCAUACUAAAAGAGGAGGGGAUAUUGAAUUUGGAUUUGAUAAGAAAAUUGCAAGUUCUAAAGUGGCUGCACCACAUGGAGAUCAUCAUUAUAAGGGGGCUAAGCCUUAUAAGAGUAGUGGAGGUAAAGGGGGAGUUAGAUUUACUGAUAAUCAUAUUGAUUUCAAGCUUGGUCCGUGAAAAUUUGUAAAAAAAAGAAUGUUCAGAGGAACUCCCUCUAUGCACUAAUUACUUGGUAGUAGUUAUUAUUUUUAUUUUAAUUUAUUAAAUUUUAAGUUUCUCUAUAACAUGGAGAAGGGCAAGAGAAAGGUAAAGGAAUCCGUGAGAAUCACGCAUCUAUUGUGUGAAAAACUAUCACCGAUCAGACUAUAAGUUCUGCUGGUAAUUACUGAUUAAUAGUUGCUCCUUGUACUUUCCUUCUUUUUUUUUAGCUAGUUAAUUAUAUUGUACCUUUUUGCCUGGUUUUUUGUUUUGUACUUGUGCCUAAUGCAACAUGAUUUUGUUGUAUUUUGGAUUGUCAAAGUGUAGUAUUUCAGUUCAUCAUCAAUUGGAACAUAUGGUUGGGGUUCAAGAAAA
This is a messenger RNA of Capsicum annuum, 1121 nucleotides long. RefSeq lists its product as uncharacterized. NCBI's taxonomy places the organism in Eukaryota, Viridiplantae, Streptophyta, Magnoliopsida, Solanales, Solanaceae. Bases 261 to 725 code for a protein of 154 amino acids. The transcript has a single exon. The record is from RefSeq and is a predicted model, not a curated record.